Messenger RNA from Oryzias melastigma (Indian medaka), 6318 nucleotides. Its product is annotated as centromere protein F. Gene Ontology annotation, molecular function: microtubule binding; dynein complex binding. Gene Ontology annotation, cellular component: chromosome, centromeric region; spindle pole; nucleus. Gene Ontology annotation, biological process: metaphase chromosome alignment; mitotic cell cycle; regulation of G2/M transition of mitotic cell cycle. Bases 221 to 4840 code for a protein of 1539 amino acids. The record is from RefSeq and is a predicted model, not a curated record. Lineage: Eukaryota; Metazoa; Chordata; Actinopteri; Beloniformes; Adrianichthyidae. The transcript has 18 exons.
UCACACAGAGGCUGACACUUGAUAGAGAAUUCUAUGUAGCAUUUCGUUUGUCAUGUAAAGAAUGUGUACGUUUGAGUUUAUAUUUGACGUGUUGUUAAACAGACUUUGAAUUGGAUGAAGAGGAACGGACGGAAGCCGGUGGGACUUGUUGAAGACGCUGUCACUGCUGCCGGUGAGCCGCGCGCCCUUUGUAACUCCCCACAGUGAAUGAUCCUCAGAAAUGAGCUGGGCCGAGGAGGACUGGACUGUGGGUUUGUCUGGGCGGGUCCUGCAAAAGGUGAAAGAGCUGCAGGUCCACAAGGAGCGGCUGUUCAGAGAGAACAAGCAGAAACAGCUGCAGCUGGACAACAUUCACGCCAGCCUUGAAAAACAAAUUGUGAAGUAUGAGGAGGUCCGCGGGGAGUGCCAGUGCUUGCAGAGAGAGCUCCAGAGCGUCCGGGAGGAGGCAGAGAGCGCCGCGACCAGCAGGGACCGGCUGACCCAAGAGCUGCACACCAAACAGGCCCAAGUGUGCUCCUUGGAAGGCCAGCUGGACACUGCUCGAACGCUGAACAACAAACUCACCCAGGAAGUCAAAAGACUGGAGGCUGAACUAGAGAACCUGCAGAACAGCAGCAGGCCGACAGAUACUACCUUGUUUUCCACACCCAGCUGGAACGCAACUUCACCCUGGGAUCACAACGGGAGCAGACAGGAAGACAGGUCAGGCCAGCGGGACGAAAGAUGGAGCCGCGGACAACAUAUCCGGCAGCAGCUCCAGUUUUCAGACGCGCCCACAUCUUCUUCUCCACAAGUGCAACACAAGAGCACCCCCCACCGCCACCCCUCCCAUCAGUCGGACAUAUUCUGUACCUCGUCAGCCGGAUUCUCAUGGGAACAGGAGGAUUCCAGGCCAACGUCCAGGAGACGGCAGCACCCCUCUCCCCAAACCCCGGACACGGCUGUUGUAAAUCGAAGCGUGGUGGAGCAGGAGCCGAGUGGGAAGAACGAUCAGAGUGACGCAUCCUUUACAGAAAUCCAGAGUCGUGUCGCAGCUCUGGAAACCGAGCUCUCUGCCAAGGUUGGGGCUUUGAAUUCCAUUGAGAGCCGAAUGGAGCAGACCAAGAAGGAGCUGUCUGCAAAGGAGCUCAGCCUGCAGAAAGCUCGUGACGAGCUCAGUUUGGCACACGCCCGCAUGGCCCAGGAGAGUGAACGGGCAUCAGCAAAUGAGCUGAAACUGAAGCAAGUGCAGGAAGAGCUCAAGUGCCAACGGCAGAAUGCAGAAAGCAGCCGGCUGCACCACCAGCAACGCACUAAGGAGCUGGAGAAACAGCACCAAAGAGACUUGACUGAGCUUCAGAAAGAGCGUCAGUGUUUGGAGAAGCAGCACCAGCAGGAGGCCAAUAAGCUGAAUCAGGAGCUCCAGCAGGCGAUGAAGCUCCACAAUGCCCUGCAGGCCCAGCUUGAUAAGCUGUCUUUACAGAAGCAGGUGAUGGACAAAGACCUGGAGGCUUUGAAAGAGAAGCUGAAAUGGACAGAAGAGCAGCUGAAGGACAGCCAGAAAAAGGAAACGCAGACACAAACAAAAUUGAUGGAAGCUGUGCGCGAGGCCGAGGGAGUGGCAGUCAGUCUGGAGCAGAGCAGGAAGAGAGAGCGAACUCUGGAAGAGGAGGGGAGGAGGCUGAAGGAGGAGCAAGCUGACACCCUGCGUCUCCUCAAGGAACUGCAGGAGCAAAAAUCUGCUUCAGCAUCUUCAUCCCAACCUGUCCAAGUUUUCCAUGGUGGUCAGAGUCUUGCUGCUGAUUCGUCCUCCACUCAUCCUCCUCGAGCAUCCUCCCACAGAGAGAAACGUUCUGCUCCCCAAGCUGAGCAGAAGAAGGAGGAUGUUGGUGUUAAUGAGAGACGGGGAGAAAGCUCAGCAUCAUAUCCUCCUGACAGAGAGCCAGGAGAAGGAAUUGAUGCAGAGCACAUUGCUGACAUCAGAAACUCAGAGUGCUCACAAAGAGUGACAGUUGAAGAAAACAAAGAAGUAAAGAGGAGUGAAAAUGUUGCAGAGCAUCAGUCUGGGACAGAGAAGAGCCUCCACUCUCCUGCUGGUAUGAGCGAUGAUGGACUGAUAGAUUCUGCAUCUUUAACACGGACUCUGAUGCUUUCUGAAGCAGCAUCCUCUCCUCACCUGGAGCAGGCAGCUUCAUCAGAAGAUCUUAAGCGGGAGAACUCACUGCUGCGCUCAGAGCUUCACAAUGCACGUGACGAGCUGCAGCGACGACUGGAAGACCUGGAGACGCAACGCAGAGCCGAGUCAGAGGCCAAGACUCGUCUCAAGCAGCUGAGCCGCAAACACGCCAGCCAGACUGUGGAGAGGGAGGAAAAGGAGAAGGAGUGGAGGACACAACUGGAGAAGGAAAAGGUUGAGACAGAAAGGCUGAGGAAAGAGAUGACUGCUCUGGAGGCAGAGAUUAGCAAAAUUAAGAAAGAAAGAGACCUGACGGAGAAAAAGGAGGACACAACAAAGAAUGAUAGGGAGAGUGAAAUGAUAGAACUGAACAUUCAGCUGAAAAAUCAGCUAGCAGAGGUGAAAGCCCAGCUUGCUUUAGAGCGAGAAGAGCGUAGGAACGAGGAAAAUGAAAAGAACCAACUCAGCUGUGAUCUAAACAAGGAUCUCAGCAUCCAACUGGCUGAGCUCAAGGCUGAGCUGGAAGCACUGAAGCAUGGAGGGAAAAGCUCUCAAGAAGAGGAGAAAGUUCCGGUUGUCAACAGCCCUCUGACAUAUCUGACUCUCCAUGAUGAUGAACUCAACUUGAUUAGCCACGAUGAAAAACUCCUCUCUUCACCGGAGCAGCACCGCCUCUUCUGCAGGUCUGCCAACCAGCUCAACAUGCUCCUGUCCACAGCUACAGCAGACUUCCUCCAGCAGGACCAGACCCUCAUAGAUGCUCAGUAUCCACCUCUGGGGGAGGAAGAUCAAAGCAGUCAAGUGGACGUGGAACGUAUGAAACUGAAUUACGAGAAAGGGCUUUCCUCCUCAGACCUUCAGGAGAGUGAGCUCCUCCACUCUGAUCCGGCAAAGGAGGUGAAGCGCCUGCAGAGCGAGAAUGCAAAGGAGACUCAGCGAGCUAACCAGUAUCAAGUGAAGCUAGAGGCUCUGCAGAAGCAGGUGACACGGCAGACCCAGCAUCUCACCACAGCUUUUGAGAGGCAGAGUCAGCACAUUUCAGGCCUUCUGGCAGAACUACAAGAGAAAGAAAACGCAUACGUCACCCAAGAAAAAGAGCUGCAGCUCUGCAAGGAGGAGCUGGCUGCACUGAGGGCUGAAAAGAGUAAGAAACUAGAGAUGACGACCCAAGGGGGAAAAGAAGAGGAGGAAAGAGAUGAGAGAGAGGAGGAGGAAGGUGUUGAGACAGUUGGCUCACAGACACAUCCCAGUUUAAACUCAGCCAAUGAAGCAAGUCAACCAAAGAUCCAAACAGGUGAAGCUGAAGUGCUGACGCCUUCCAGCAGCUCUGUAAACUUGGACACAUCUCACACCUCUGCAUGUGAGCUGACAGAGUCCAGUCGGGAUAGACAUGAGGCUUCAGAGCUGCUCACUGUCAGACAGGAGAAUCCGCUGCUGGAGCCAAACACGGGAGCCUCAGAUCAAAGGGAGCGAACUGAUGAGGAGCCAAAGGAAGACGCUAACGGCCAAAAUCUAACAGCUGAGCCAAAUGUUCUCAUCUCUGAGCAGCACCUGUUGCAGGGAGAAGCAGGCAUAGAGGAUGGGGAGGAAAGGGAGGACUGUGCAGCUACAGGAGGAGGAAAACUGUUGAAGGAGGUGUCUGAGGAGCAGAGGGAAGCCCUGCAGCUACAGGUGGAGGCGCUGCAGAGAAAGAUAAGAGAGCUCUCAGAGGAGACCCAGCAGCAGGCCCAGGAGCUUGCUGUGUGGAGACUGGCCUCCCAGCCUGCCUCAGCACUCCAUCGGUUAGCUACCAACACAGAUGAUAAGUGCGGGUCAUGGGACGAGCUGACCCACAUGCAAACGCAGACCGAGGGGGAUGACGAGGCGGGGCAACAUCAGGUCAUAGUGCUUCGAGAAGAUGAGUUAUCCCUCUGCUGCUCCUCCAACAGAUUUCGGGGUCACAUGUUAGUCUCCAGGCUGCAGAACAUUCCUGAACUAAAGACCCUCCACUCCUGUGAGACGACACGGAGCCCUCAGGAAGUCAGACCUGCAGAAGAGCUGAACCUGCUAGAUGUCUGUCCAGCACAGCACACAGAGAAGAAAAAUACUGAGCUCCUUCAGAUGUCAUCACAGAAGCUGGCUGAACAGCACAUAGCCGAAGAUCAGCGUGACGUUUCAAAGCCAAACCCAUCCCCAGUGGUACACUGUUGCUCUGGAAAACCUGACGCCAACUCAAACUCUCCUGGAGCAGCCGCUGAUGUGAACAACACCAGCAGCUUGGCAGACAAAGAGGUCAAGACAGCAGUGAGAAGUGUCAGCAGUCAAACGGAGGAGAGUCUGUGCCGUCAGGCUGCACCUGCAGUGUGUGCAAGCACCCAGACCGAGGAGGACUCUGUGGAACCUCCGGCCUCCUCUGUCCCAGGACCUGAGGCGGAGGAGGACACAGUGUUGUUCUCAGGUUCUUUCCCCAUCCCGGCAGACCCAGCCCGCCUCGCUGAAAGAAUCCGCCGUAACAGGACACAGUUGUCAGCUGCUUUUGACGACACAGAGUAUGAGCCAUACGGGCUGCCCGAAGUCGUCAUGAAAGGUUUCGCUGACAUCCCCAGUGGUCCGUCGUGCCCCUACAUCGUGAGGAGAGGCCUGUUGGGAACAUCUGUGGUCCCAAUGCUCCAGAAAGAUUCACCAAAGGAGGAGGAAACUGAUUAAAACAUCACACGGAACUGUGAUUUUAUGGAAGGAGCCACUGAUUGAGGGUGGACUCGCAGCAGCGGCGGCAAAGAGACUUGAAGCCUUCAGACUCGAACUCUGAUCCAGAAACACCCCUGCCAUGGAUCUUGAAUUUUUGAAUUGCCUUUGAGGUUUAGGUUUCACCUGCACCUUUUGAAGUCUUGUUUUUUUUUUUUUUUUUUAAAAAGCUACUUUUUUAAAGGAAGCUUCACCCUAACUUUGAGGUCUUGCUUUGAAUCACUUCACGUUUGUCUUAACAAAUGUCAAGAAAAGCUUGGCUUAUUUUCCAAAGGGAGCAAAUCCAUAAGUGGCCAGUUGUAAAAAAAUAUAUAUAUAGUUUGUAAUUUUUUUUUAUUAAUGUGGAUAUUUAUGGACAUUUGAAUGUUUUUUUUAAAUGAGUUUGCAGAGGUUUACAGAAUAACGUGUGAAACAUUAGCUGACUCCGUGUCCUUAUCUCGGUCUCGCUGCGGCUCUGUGUGGGAGAGCAGGUCCAGCUAGCACGCGUCGAUGACUCAGACUAACCUGCGCUGCUUUCCGCUCCAUGUAUGGAGAUGCUCACCAUUCUCCCUCUCUCCUGCUUUAUUUCUCUGUCAGACGCCGACAGACACCAAACAACAGUUAGUUUUACAGCGACUUAACCAAAAUCUGCCUGUGUGAAGGUUUAUUUUGUUAGAAAACACAUUAACAGAGGAGUUAUAUUCCUGCAGGGUUGGACUCCGUUUAUUUGAUGAAUUGUAGGUAUACAGAGUCAUAGAUUUGAGGAUUGGAGAAACUCCUUCUUUGUGUCGUUCUUGUUCAAACACUUGUAAGACUCGAUGAGAGUUUAGGGGAUAUAUUUGAUGCACACAGACAUUAAAAAAGAGUUACUGAUUUUUAUUAUAUAACAAAUUAUUAAAAAGUAGAAUAAAAACACGGUUGCCUGCCAAGCAACAAGUAAAACUGAGAUCAAAUAUUUGCCUUUUUUUGUUGGUUACUUAUAAAACAAAUGUUAUAUAGCAAAAACAGGGAACAGUCAUGUCCAUGUUUUUGAACCUGGAAGGUCAAACCUGUGUCGUCAUAUUUCUGUCAUCUGUGUGAAAAAAUUAUUGGAUAGUCUAUAAGUGCACUAAGUGGGCAAACUGCAGGUACAUGCUUCUUACUAUUGUGCACAACUUUGGUUCCAAAAACACUGAGGUAUCGUCUUUAGUGCAGCUCAGGGUAGCUUGCCUCUUGUUGUUUUUUUGGUUUUUUUUGUACAUAAUAUUUAGAAGUGAAUUGUUUUGUCUUGGCUUGCUGACUCUGUGAAAGUACAUUUACCAACCACCCACUCUCAACCUCAUCCUGUGUGUUUUGUGAUCUGCUGUCUCCUGGGAUCGUCUGACUGUUAGCAGGGAAGCUCACUGUGAAUUUGUCGCCUUGUUUUUGACAGUUUUGUUGAUGUACAUGUCUUUGUUUACAAUAAAAGUUGUUCACUAUUG